ACACAGACGUCUAUAUAUUACAUAUAUGCACUUGUAAGUCAAAAAGUGAUGUCCAUAUGAUAAUUGUUGAUACAUAAAACCACAUAAUAUUCCGCAUAGUAAAAUGAAAUAUUAAGAAAAUAAACGCACGUAAAAGUCACGUGAAUAAAGAAUGAAUCAAGUGUCAAAUAAAACAUCAUGUGGAAAUGUUGACAAGUGAAGUGUCUAAAUGCCACAUCUGUAAAUGUAUCAUGUGACAUUGUCUUUGUGCAGAAGGAUAUUAGUGUUUCCUGGCAAGAUUGUCCAUAAUAAUAAUAAUAAUAAUAAUAAUAAUAAUAAGUAUCUUUUAUUAUUAUUUGCUGUGGAAAAUGGCACAAUGGUAAAUAAUACUAAAAUACAGAUUGGUUUUGUCCUUAUUUUGAUUUUAGAGACAAUACAUUACACAUAAUAAUGGAGACAGACAGCAGAAGAAACAGAGAGAGAGAGAGAGAGAGAGAGAGAGAGAGAGAGAUUGAGAGAGGGGGGGGGAGAGGAGGAUAAGAAGGUGAAUGAAGUGCACAGUGCUCGGUGGGCCUGGGUCAGGUUUCUGGGUCACUCUCGGCAACAGCACUUUGUUCAGAUUCAGUCUGGGUGACUGCAAAUCACUGGGCCAGAACCAACAUAGUCCACCCACUUCUGGCAAGUGUGUGUGUGUGUGUGUGUGUGUGUGUGUGUGUGUCACACUGAGUAGAGAGAGGGAGGAAAAGAGGGUGACACUCCUCCUGUAAAAGGUAUAGCUUUAUAUCCAGUACAUGAAUCCUGAUUCCAAAAAUUGGUCUCUCGAUUCUGACGGAAUUAGCUGAACUCGAAGGAAAAUCACAGGCAGCACAAUCCUGACACAUCUGAUCCAAGAUGGCUGUACUUUGCAUUCGAUCAGUCAUCCUGGCAGUGACUAUACUGCUUUUGUCACCCAUGAGCGAUGCCAUUAAAAUAACCCCACGGCCCAAGUACCAAUACACCAAAAAGCCUCCUCGAGAUCUGGCCCACACUACCACACAUGGCAAAUCCACAGUCACUGCAAGAAUAGUGGAUUAUACCAAGGCGAAAGACCGCGGUUCUUCUGUUAGUACAGAAAGUACCACAGUCCCUGCUAAUGCAUAUGUGGGCUACCACCCAGACACCACGGUUGCACCAAACAGUUUGCAGGAUAACUACACUUUGGACUAUACAGAAUGUUACCUCAACGUCUGUGAGUGCUGCCCUCCAGAACGUGGACCUGCUGGACCUAAUGGAGACAUGGGACCUCCAGGACCUCCUGGACAAAAAGGGGACCCAGGACUCAAAGGGGCUAUAGGACCAAUCGGUCCAAAUGGGACACCAGGAUUGAAAGGUGACAAAGGAGAAAAGGGUGAGAAAGGAAGCAGUGGAUUUGCAGGCUCUCCAGGCAAUACAGGGAAGGCUGGACAGAAAGGUGAUACUGGACUUAAAGGGGAAAAAGGUGCAGGCGGUAUGCCAGGACUCAAAGGUGCAAAAGGUGAAAAAGGAGAGCCUAGUGAAAACGUAACUAAGGGCGACAGAGGUGAGGCAGGUAAAGACGGACCGCCUGGACCACAAGGCAUAAUUGGAGACAAAGGUGAGAAGGGUGAACGGGGAGAAUGCGGACUACUGGGAGAGAGAGGACAAAAAGGAGAACCAGGCGAACCCGGGCCCUCAGGGAUUAGAGGCGAUCCUGGUUCUUCAGGGCUACAUGGAAUGCAUGGAAACCCUGGCAUACCUGGAGAGCGUGGUGAACCUGGGAACCCGGGAAUCAAGGGGGAGCCAGGACCACGAGGUCUUGAAGGGGCUCAAGGUAUCAGAGGUCUAAGAGGUCCUAAAGGUGAAAGAGGUCCCCCAGGAAAGCGUGGUGAACGUGGCCUUCAAGGCAUCAAAGGGACGUCAGGGGACACAGUGGGCCAAAUACGCUCUGCCUUCAGUGUAGGUCUUUACCCAAGCAAGUCAUUUCCACCUUCGGGCUUUCCAGUGCGUUUUGACAAGAUCUUCUACAAUGGAGAAAACCAUUACGACGUUGCCACUAGCAAGUUUAAUUGUACCUACCCAGGGGUUUAUGUCUUCUCCUACCAGAUAACUGUAAGAAACAAGCCUUUACGUGCGUCCUUGGUUGUAAAUGGAGUGCGGAAGUUGCGGUCGCGGGACGCACUUCAGGGUCAGGACAUUGACCAGGCCUCCAGCUUGGUGCUUCUAAAGCUUACUGCUGGAGACCAGGUGUGGGUGGAGACCCUUAGGGAUUGGAAUGGGGCCUAUUCAAGCAGUGAAGAUGACAGCACCUUUUCAGGGUUUUUGCUCUAUCCUGACUGACAUCAAGACAAACCACAGUCAGAUGUUGCACUGAAAUCUACAUAACCAUCAACUGUAGGAUUGAAAUACAGAGAUACAGAAAUCCUAUUCCUAACCACAUUUGAAGGAAUUCUGACCAAUCCCUUUUGCUCGUGCAAACUCUCUGGACCAAUCCUGCAAAAGAAUGAUUUUUUUUUUUUUUUUUUACAUACCUCUGAUAUUUCCCAAAAUAUAAACAAAACAGUACUUUUAAUCAUAUAUAGCCAGGAGGAAACAGUUACCAAGGAUGAAUGUAUAAAUGCUGUGAAUUCAUUGUACAGUGCGCAAACCACUGCAUCUAACAUGCUCUCAUGUUAACAAAUGCAGUGUUACAUCAUGCCGCCUACCCUUGUGUUUGGGAAUGUGAAAAACGGCCACUCCCAUGACCAUUUAUGUUGGGUCCGGCAGGAUCCCAGUCCUGACACACACCACUUAAACACUAUGACUACUUACCAUAAGUAACCUGGUGUUUAUAUCUUUAUCAGGCUACACUUACACUACAUAUUCCAAAUACAGAUUCCUGCUAUUUUUAGUCAGAUAUGACUAUCUGGUUUUUGUGAAUUUAUUUUAUAAAAUAAACAAACAAAGCUCUGAUAAACACCAUACAACAUAACAAAUAUGUCCAUAUUUGGGCAUUGUAUGUAUUAUAAUAGGCAUUAGUUAAAAUAAUCAGAAGUUUGUCAUCUACAAACAUAUGCUGUAUAACCCCAUAUUUGUUAUUCAAUUUGACCAAAGCUACUAUACGCCAAUGAUCACCAUUAUCUUUGUACGUCACCAAUGAUGAACCUUGUGUAUUACUUUAUUAUCUUUAAUAGCCUGUUAUAUGCUGUAUAAGCAUGUCCAUUUGUUUAUUGAUAGCUUGUAAAACAAAAUCAUUUAUUAUACAUACAUUUUAUAAAGAAAAAAAUGUAUUGCUUUUUUUUUUCCAGAUUUAAAAAUCAGCCAAUCAUGCAUGUGUAUUAAAAUCAAAUAGAAAAACAAACUCUGUCUCUCUCCUUGCAAAAUUGCAUAUGAUGAAAUGUGGUGUAGAGGUUUACACUAAAUCAAAAUAAAAUUUGCAUGAUCGAAAUCUAGUAUAAAACAUACACAUUAUAUUAGAGGAUUGAAAUUGUGAUAACAUGGAUGGGA
Messenger RNA from Silurus meridionalis, 3459 nucleotides. It is a transcript of the gene otol1b, whose product is annotated as otolin 1b. The transcript has 5 exons. NCBI's taxonomy places the organism in Eukaryota, Metazoa, Chordata, Actinopteri, Siluriformes, Siluridae. Gene Ontology annotation, molecular function: protein binding. Bases 871 to 2313 code for a protein of 480 amino acids. The record is from RefSeq and is a predicted model, not a curated record.